AUUUUUCAUUAAAUUAAAUUAAAUAUUGUUGUGUACCGUUUAGGGGAACGUCAAUUUCUAAAAUGUGAAAUAUAUCACUUUUCAUGAUUAAAGUUAUCUAAUGUUGGAUCUAAGUAUGUGUGAUUCUAUUCGACACGUUCCAUAACCUAAGAGAAAAAAUUCCAUAAUCUAAGAGAAAAAAUUAAACUAAGCUUAAGAAUCGGUUAAAUUUGUGUUUUCUCGAGAUUGUUCAAUAUUUUGAAAAUUUGCGAUUCGCACCCUUGACAGUCAUUUUAUGCAAUUCUACACUUUAUCCUUCCAUUAGUCGGCAAAUUUGACCUUAAAAAUCUGAUCAAGAUCGGUGCUUGUUGGAUAAAAAUGAACACAAAUGUGGUUGAGCAUUAUAUUGACUAUAGUGACAACUUAUACCAGCAGUCCCACAACACUGUAAAUACCCCUAGAAUCGGUCCGAAUAGACUUCGAAGGAACUCGAGCUUUCCUGUGAUUUUUUACAGAAAUGAUCAAAUUUCCAGACGGAAUCGAAACAACGAACCACUCUCAACCAAUCGCCACACAACACCAAAUCGACAACUCUCAUCACCAAUCCCUAACAUAAGCUUGACGAAUCGGCAUUCGGAGAUAAUGCGAAUCCAUGAGGAACUUUCAAGGUACCACAACGUAAUACAGUCGCAACUACGGAACUCACCCACAUUCAACUCUUUCCAACACAUUAACACCGAUAACGGGGUUAAUGUGCACGGGGUUAACCCUGUUAACGGUGUGAAUAUUGCCAGAGUAAAUGGUGUGAACCCUGUCAACAGUGUGAACAAUGUGAACAGUGUGAGAGAUGUGAGGAAUGUGACGCCUCGUAACUCUAUUGGUAAUGAUUACAUUUUUGUAACAAAUGGUAGAGAUAAUUCCCGUGUGAAUAGUUUUGACACGCGCAGUUUCAGCAGGAUUAACAGUGACUCGCACUUGAACCUGAACCAGAUUUCCACAAUUCCAACCCAGUCAAUCACAUUAGUAGAGCCUGUGGAACUUCAGUUACCGCCUGAAAUCAUCGAAUCCUUCCCUGUCAAUAGUUUUACGUCAGACCCACUGGAGCUUGACGAGAGCCUAAGAUCUUGCUCUGUGUGCCUUGAAGAGUAUCAGCAGGGCACGGAAAUUAGAAGAUUGCCCUGCACACACUCGUUUCACAAGAACUGUAUCGAUACAUGGCUCAGGAAAAGCACCAUCUGUCCCAUCUGCAAAUUCAACUACAUCGUCAUGCUACAGAUUUAAUAUUCUAACUAUAUA
Molecule: messenger RNA, 1275 nt
Organism: Theileria parva strain Muguga
Lineage: Eukaryota; Apicomplexa; Aconoidasida; Piroplasmida; Theileriidae
Gene: RLIM
Product: Ring finger domain protein
Exons: 5
Coding region: 358-1260 (300 amino acids)
Biological process (GO): protein ubiquitination
Molecular function (GO): zinc ion binding
Source: RefSeq, a predicted model, not a curated record